Anguilla rostrata (American eel) is the source of this 3638-nucleotide messenger RNA. RefSeq names its product C-C chemokine receptor type 4. Gene Ontology annotation, cellular component: membrane; external side of plasma membrane. Gene Ontology annotation, biological process: G protein-coupled receptor signaling pathway; immune response; cell chemotaxis. Gene Ontology annotation, molecular function: C-C chemokine receptor activity; C-C chemokine binding. NCBI's taxonomy places the organism in Eukaryota, Metazoa, Chordata, Actinopteri, Anguilliformes, Anguillidae. Bases 1922 to 3025 code for a protein of 367 amino acids. The record is from RefSeq and is a predicted model, not a curated record. The transcript is spliced from 2 exons.
UUUCUAGGUAUUUACAUGUGUAUGUUUUACCAUUUUUAACAGAAACAGCUGUUUUAAGUUGAGUCCCCCCAUUUUAUGCAGUGCAAAAUUAAGUGAUGCAGUAAAGUAGUGCAGCAGAUUUGGCUUAGUCCCUGUAACCUUCUCCUUGUGGCUCAAGGAAGGCCAAAAGGAAAAUGUAUCUCAUCUGAAAGGACCCCAAUGACAAAAGGGACUCACUCUAGACCGAAAGGAACCCGCAUGAAUAACAAAAGAACAAACGUCAAAGUCAAAAAUGAUUUCUAAAAUAUUUUUCAGACUUUCACAGCUUAAAAAUUACCUACCAGCUUUUUAUAUACAGUAUAAUUAAAUAGAGAACAUUUCCUUUGACCUGUAACAAGACAUACAUUUCACACUUCAAAUUUCUGUUAGUGGUAAUUCCUUGAUCUGAAAGUGAGCAAUAUGGAAAACAAAUCAUGAAAAUAAAAUGGAGAAACCAGCAAACUCUUGUGUCAUAGCAACAAUGAGUUAUGAAUAAACUUUUGAUGUUUGUCUCAACACUCCUGCGGGGACAGAGACACGUAUGCUCAAAAAUGCUGAUUAUGAUCUUAUGAUUAACAAUGCAGAAGUGAGCAAUUACAGGAAAGCCUUCUUCACACAUUCUCAGUUUCUUUGAAAAAAAUGCGCAGGCACAAUGCUACGGAAAUGUUUAACAAAUGUCAGCAAAAAACAAAGAAAAGUUAAACCACAAACGCACAAAAUCCCAAAGAUUGAAAAGCAUGCAUUGUUGUCGCUUCAUGUUGUGAGAGAAGGAAACUUUUACAGUACUUUGUUCUAAAGCAGAGAAAGCAGGAACAUACAAAGGGAUGAGGUGGCCCACCCCAACAGAAUAAAGUAAGGAACAGCAGAGCACCAAGUUAAUUGGAAAAAUAGCAUAAAUCGACAAGUGAUCAUGUAUGUAUCAUUUAGUAUGAUGGCGAGGAUGGGUAGAGUGUCGUCUAAUGAAAAUGUUUUCGUGGGUCAAAAUAUGGAAUCAGUUUUGGGAAAUUACAGCGCUGAGAUAAGGCUUUCAUGAUUAUGAUAAAUCUUUCGCCUAUAGCUUCGGUGACUACUAAAUUAAAUUGAAAUUAAUUUAAUGGCUACAUGCAGGAAUAAGGUCCAACAUCAUUGUUGUACUUACAUCUCAAUAUUUUAGCAUUUCAGUAAAUAAAAAAUAACUUUAGUAGUGCUAAAAAUGGUGAAAAGUUUAGUUUGAGAGUACAAAUAUGUAGUAUAUAAAAUUGUCUCAUUAGGACAUAUAAAGGAAAAAGGGGUAUCAGGUUUUCAACCAAAAUGUCUUGGUCUUGGAGUUCAGAAUUCCAUUGCCCUUAAUAACAACCACAUAACCAGUAGAUUGAUAAUAACAUCAUAAUAGCAAAUAUUUAUCACAAUAUUUCACCAGAAGAUUUUCUUUUCAUCGUAUCAUAAUUUUUUACGAUGCCAAGCAUACUCAUGGUGUGCUUGGGCAAAAAUCAGUUUCAUCAAACAUUUUUUGAUCUGGUUUCAGUUAAAGUUCAGCUUUGGAAUUUGGAAAAUAUGGAGCGGACUCAAAACCACUUGACACAAAAAAGGAGCAUCCCCCAAAAGAGAUACAAAAAAAGCUGAGAAAAUAUCCUUUAAAUUAUUCAGACAAUCAGCACGAUGCUUUUGUUUUUAUUCAUUUUUUAUUAUUCAUUUUAAUGAACCACUUGAAAUGAAAAGACUUGUUUAAUGAUGCAAAAAAGCCAGGACAUCGCAUGUUCAAACACAGUUGGUUUCAGACAUUUUUUGAGUUAUAGAAUUGUAUGAAAUGACAUAUGCACUAGUGUUGAUAUUUUUAAUCAUGUUUUUAGUACUGCCACUGAGAGCGUAGGACAGGGUCUAGAUUGACAGUUUGGGAAUUGUGGAUUGAUGCAAAUGACAGUGGAUGCUGACAAAUUUACCAAACAUAAUUUGUAAGCCGUUCUGUCCCCCUCUCUCCUUCCCACUCCCACUCCUCACUCCCAGAAUGAAUGACACAGAGGAUCCCACCUUGGAUUACGUCUAUAAUUAUGAAUCCAGUCCCUGCAGCACAGAUGCCACCCUAGGCUCGGGAUUCCAAACAGUACUGUUCUUGAUCGUCUUUCUCCUCAGUUUCAUCGGUAACAUUGUUGUUUUGUGGGUCCUCGUCCGGGUCAUCAAGCUGAAAAGCCUCACAGAUAUCUGCCUCCUGAACCUGGCCCUCUCCGACCUAUUGGUGGCACUCUCACUGCCGCUGUGGGUGUUCCACGCUGUGAAGCCGAGGCUAGUGGGCGACGACCUUUGUAAAACCACUGCAGGCGUCUACCAGAUAGGCCUCUACAGUGGUCUCCUGUUUGUGUGCCUCAUAAGUGUCGAUCGCUACCUGGCCAUCGUCCACGCUGUGGCUGCAAUGCGUGCCAGAACCCUUCAGUAUGGGAUAGUCGCAAGUGUGGUCAUCUGGAUCACAUCCAUUUGUGGCGCGCUGCCAGGCUUUAUCUUUACUGUGGUUUCUAAAGACGAAGAGGAAGGUGCCGCACGCUGCGAACAGAUCUACAACGUCGAAUCGGCAAAGACUUUUAAACUCCUCCGUAACUUUGGGGAGAAUGCAGUGGUGCUCUUUAUCUUCCUCCCUAUAAUGCUGUUCUGCUACAGCAGAAUCCUGGCUGUGCUACUGAGGACCCGGAACUCCAAUAAGCACCGGGCCAUGAGGCUGAUCUUUGCCAUCGUUGGCCUGUUUCUGGUCUCCUGGGUUCCGUACAAUGUGGUGGUUUUCCUCAUCAAUAUAAAGGAACUGGGCAUUUGGAACACGUGCACGGUGGACAGAUGGACGGGUAUGGCCCUGACCAUAACUGAGACCAUCACCUUGGCACACUGCUGCGUGAACCCAAUCAUCUAUGGUUUUGUGGGGGAGAAGUUUCGGAUGCACCUGAGGCACGUACUGUCCAGAGUGCCAAUCUGUGCAGCUUGCUGCCAGCCUCCAGGGAUCCACAGCAAGGUGUCUGAAAACGACACGUCCAACAUGACGGUGUGAGGGAAGUCCUCACGGUCCAAGGCUACCCAUUGGUCAAAGUGGGCUUAAAGCAGCACAACAUCCCAGAAACAGGAGAGUUCUCGGUUCCGUUAAUGCUAUAUUUGCACUCAUAUCUUAUGAUCUCAGUGCAGCUUUCAUUAGAAUAGGCUUGCAAUUUGCAAGUAAAAAUGGAACUGAAUGAAAUUUUCCAUGUAUAAACGCUUAAUAUCCACUGUAGACAUGCAGUCUUUUGAAAAGUCUUAUAGGUCUCAGAAUAACAGCCAAUUAUUUGGUGAAAUUACAAUGGGACAUGUAUUAGAAAUAGACAUUUGCAUGGUGGUAGGAAUGUUGGGGUUCUCUUUUUUCAGUGCAUACUGCAUAUUGUCUAUUGUAAUAUAAAUGAAUGGGAUAGCUAUCUAAUCUAGUUCCAAAAGUCUCCAAGUAAGUGAAGACCCCAAAGAUAUGGCUGGAUUAAAAUCCUAUUCUUCAACAUGGAAGACUGAACAAUAACUGGAAAUAGUCAUCACUACCUCAGUGAAAUACUUUAUUAAAAAUUGCAAAUAGCAUGUUAUAGGCAUUCUUUUACAUGUAAAUUGCCAUGCAAGGGAUUUAGAAAUAAAAGCAUUUAAAUGUG